GCGUUGUGUUUACAGUAAAGGUCCGGCGGUGCGCGCGCGACACGGGGGGACUAUGAGCACGCGCAUUCCGCCACAUGCGUCCUCAAGCCGCGCCGCAGACGUCCACGUGAGGGACUCGCACUGCCACUGGCGCGUCCGCAGUCCGGUGGGACGACUUUUCAGCCGCACGGGCAGUUGAAGCUUCCACGCGCGGAGCCACUUUUAGCCAAGUUGCGAUAAAAGAGGAACUUUUCAUUUUUUUUUAAUUUUUUAUUUGUUUUGCUUAUGUGAACUGAAAAAAAACAAAGUGGGUUUUUUUUUUUUUUACGCGCCUUUUACGCACGUUUUACGCACGUUUUACGCACGAAGAUGGUGCAGCGGCAGACGUGUCUUGCGCUCUCGCCGGCCGGGGACUCCACGGACACCGGGGAGAUGGACCUGGACAUGGACGCGUCCCCCACCCCGCCGGGGCGCAACGACCUGGCCUGGUGCAAGACCCCCACGGGCCACAUCAAGAGACCCAUGAACGCCUUCAUGGUGUGGUCGCAGAUCGAGCGGCGGAAGAUCAUGGAGCAGUCCCCGGACAUGCACAACGCCGAGAUCUCCAAGCGGCUGGGCAAGCGCUGGAAGCUGCUGAAGGACGCGGACAAGAUCCCCUUCAUCCGGGAGGCGGAGCGGCUGCGGCUCAAGCACAUGGCCGACUACCCGGACUACAAGUACCGGCCCAGGAAGAAGGUGAAGUCCGGGGGGGCGAAGAGCUCGGAGAGGAGCAGCAAAGCCAAAAGAAGCCCCGCCUCCAAAGCCGCCGGCCGGGCGCACAAGCAGAGCAGCAAGCCCGCCGCGCCCGGCCCGGACCCCGCGUCCCCCGGGGACCACCAGACCCUCUUCAAGUCUCGCUCCGCGGCCAGGAUGAUCCCGGAGAAGCGAGGCGGGCCCCCUUCCGUCGGAGUCCCGGCCAGUCCCGCCCUGAGCAGCUCGGCCGAGUCCAGCGACCCUCUGAGCCUGUACGAGGAGCCCAGUCCCGGGGCCAGAGAGUCCUCCCACACCGCGCGCCUGCGCUACUCGUCCCGCGCGUCCUCGCCGACCCCGUCCGCCGCGCACUCCUCCUCCUCCUCCCCAUCCUCCUCCUCCUCCUCGGAUGAGGAGUUUGAGGACGAGCGGCUCGACUUGAACCCGAGCCCCGGCGGCUUGGAGGGCGCGUCCCUGCAGGGCGGCGCGCAGGGCUUCUCGGACGCGGAGCUGGACCGGGACUUGGACUGGAGCUUCGGGGCGUGCGGCGCCGGCUCCCACUUCGACUUCCCCGACUACUGCACCCGGGAGGUGAGCGAGAUGAUCUCAGGGGACUGGCUGGAGUCCACCAUCUCCAACCUGGUCUUCACCUACUGACCGGCGUUCGGAGCGAAUGUACGCAGAGAGAGAGACUCCUUCUGGAAAGUGAACUUUAAGGAGGGGCGGGAACUGGGAAGACAAUCCCAGGUGUGUCCCCCCAGCCCCCUUCACAUAAGUACUUCAAUGCGCAUGCGCUCCCGGACGAGGAGGAUUUUAUUGUUGUUUCAUGUUCAUUGCUGCGUAAUUACGCAAUGUGAGACCUUUUUUUCUUCUUCUUCUUCUUCUUUCUCGGACACAAAAAUUCACGAUCACCAGCUUUUCUCUUUCAACGGCAGGACUUUCAAAAUAAAACUCAGUGCACAAUUCAGGACCAACGCUUCCGCCCACCCUAAAAAAAAAACAAAUCUGCAUCCUUUCUGCCUUUUAGUGCUUCAAGUUUGUAGUUCCUGACUCUCUCUUUGUUUUUGUUUUUUUUGAUAUCUCGAUGUAUUUAUACCGGCCAAAAUGUUUUGAUACAUAUAGAAGUAUUGUUCUCGUGCAGGUCUUUAUUUUGUCUUGGUGUGCACACACACACUUUGUCUGUAAUCCGGCGCGGAAGGGCUAGAAAGUGUCUCUUAUUUCAAGCGUCUCACUUUUUGGAGCGCCUCAUGAUUUUUUUACUUGUAUUUUUGUACAAAAUCUAUAGAAAGUUCGAGGAGGUCAGGGGUGAGGAAGAGGCCUCCGUCUUUGGAUGUGCGGAAAAGUCGGGGGGGUUGGUUGGCACAAUCUGACCUCACACAGUGUUUACAGUAUUUUUUAGCCACGUGCUUCUUAAUGGCGGCAGCCAAGUAGUCACCACUCACCACCGAGGCGCCCCAGUCUGAGCGGUGCCUCCCAGACGACAACAACAACAACAACAACAACAACAUGGUGACUCUAUCACCUCUCUGUGCUUUCCUGAAGUUUUAUUUCCGAACCACUGGAUGGACAUCUCAAACGCUCAUUCCACUUUGCCUAGAGGAGGGAAGGAGGUGCAAGAAGUGCUUCAUCUGUUCCAAAAUGAACAAGUCUAGCAAACAACCGCUUGUGUAUUUUUUUUUUUUUUGUUUUGUUUGUUUUUUGUUUUUAAUGGCAUGGCAAACUAGCAUUUGUAUUUCAGAUUCAGGUAUAUGUAGCUAUAGCUGUUGUGUUUAAGAUUUUUAAAAGAAUAAUAACAUGAAGAUAUUUAUGUAAACUGACUGUACUAUAAGCAAAGAUUGUGUGUUUUUUUUUUUUGUUUGUUUUUUUUUAUAACGACAGGCACUAGGACGGCCAUCUUUGGACACCUUGAAGAAGAUGAUUGUUGUCGGGGAGUUUUUUUCUCUUUUUCAAGACUUUUUUUUUUUUUUUUUUCAUUUGUGCAAUAUGCUGUGUAUGACCAUGUUUUGUCCGAUCAUGCCAAUAUCCUUUUGAUGUUUAUAACUUAGGAGAAAGAAAAAAAGAAAAAAAAAACAGCCAAUGUUUUUGGGUCAAUCACUGCCUCUCAGACCUCUGUACAGAUUGUUGUUUUUAUUUGUAUUUCUUUUCCUCCAAGAAGGAAAUAAAAUCAGCUGGAACUGAAAAGUG
Messenger RNA from Nerophis ophidion (straightnose pipefish), 2892 nucleotides. It is a transcript of the gene sox4a, whose product is annotated as SRY-box transcription factor 4a. Lineage: Eukaryota; Metazoa; Chordata; Actinopteri; Syngnathiformes; Syngnathidae. The coding region runs from base 349 to 1365 and encodes 338 amino acids. The transcript has a single exon. The record is from RefSeq and is a predicted model, not a curated record. Gene Ontology annotation, biological process: cell differentiation; positive regulation of transcription by RNA polymerase II; anatomical structure morphogenesis. Gene Ontology annotation, molecular function: DNA-binding transcription activator activity, RNA polymerase II-specific; RNA polymerase II cis-regulatory region sequence-specific DNA binding.